This is a messenger RNA of Pipra filicauda (Wire-tailed manakin), 8214 nucleotides long. RefSeq names its product leucine rich repeats and calponin homology domain containing 2 (gene LRCH2). The record is from RefSeq and is a predicted model, not a curated record. The transcript is spliced from 22 exons. Bases 16 to 2319 code for a protein of 767 amino acids. NCBI's taxonomy places the organism in Eukaryota, Metazoa, Chordata, Aves, Passeriformes, Pipridae. Gene Ontology annotation, molecular function: protein binding.
GAGGGGCCGGUCAAGAUGGCGGCCGGGCAGGGGGGCGGCGGCGGCAACAACGGGAGCGGCGGCGGGAGCGGAGCGGCGGGGCUGGGCAUCCCCGCGCACCUCACCCUCUCCUUCUCGGCCGGGCCGCACUGGGGCGCGGCCGCUCUGCCGCAGCCGCACACGGUGCGCAGCCUGGAGCGGGCCCUGGAGGAGGCGGGCAGCUCGGGCAUCCUCUGCCUCAGCGGGAGGAAGCUGCGCGACUUCCCCGGCAGCGGCUGCGACCUGAGCGACACCACGCAAGCGGAUCUUUCAAAGAACAGAUUUACUGAAAUUCCUCCUGAUGUCUGGCUGUUUGCACCACUGGAAACUUUAAAUUUGUAUCACAACUGCAUCAAAUUCAUUCCAGAAUCUAUUAAAAACCUGCAAAUGCUCACCUACCUUAACAUUAGUCGAAAUCUUUUGUCGACGUUGCCAAAAUACCUGUUUGAUCUUCCACUGAAAGUUCUGGUUGUCAGUAAUAACAAGCUGGUCUCCAUUCCAGAGGAAAUUGGGAAGCUGAGGGAUCUGAUGGAGUUGGAUAUUAGCUGUAAUGAACUUCAGGUCCUUCCCCAGCAAAUAGGAAAAUUGCAGUCACUUAGAGAAUUGAACAUAAGAAGAAACAAUCUCCAUAUGCUGCCAGAUGAACUAGGGGACCUUCCCUUGGUAAAGCUGGAUUUUUCGUGUAAUAAAAUUACAGAAAUUCCGAUUUGUUACAGAAAGUUACGUCACUUACAAGUUAUACUUUUGGAUAACAAUCCAAUGCAGAUACCACCAGCACAGAUAUGUUUAAAGGGUAAAGUACAUAUAUUUAAAUUCCUCAGCAUCCAGGCGUGCCUCAGAAUAGACAAAAAACCAGAUUCUUUGGAUCUUCCAUCAUUAGGUAAACGAGUCCCCUCCCAGCCACUCACAGACAGCAUGGAGGACUUUUAUCCCAAUAAAAAUCACGGACCAGACUCUGGCAUUGGAAGUGAUAAUGGAGAUAAAAGGUUGUCCACCACAGAACCAUCUGAUGAUGAUACAAUCAGCCUUCACUCCCAGGUAUCAGAAUCAACAAGGGAACAGACAUUAAGGAAUGACAAUCAUGUCAUGGGGAGCAAACUUGAUCCACAGAAAGACCAGGAGGCCUAUGACUACAUUGAUCCAAAUGCAGAAGAGGGAGCUCUUCCUGAGCAGGGAGAUGCACAGAUUGGCACAUUGCUCUCCUAUGUCAAGGAACGGGCAAAACAUCCUGAGAAAUCCCAGAAAAUAGAACAGAAUGAGGACUGGGGAGAUGAAAAAAGGCUUCAGAAAGAACAGCUGCUGGCUGAAGAUGAUGAUGAACUCAAAGAAGUGACUGACCUGAGAAAAAUAGCAGCCCAGUUACUGCAGCAAGAACAAAAACACAGACGAAGGCCUUUAAGCUAUAGAACUUCAUUCAGUGAGAAACUCUUCCAGAGGACAAGGGCGGCAGGACGUGCAUCCAGGCUUCUUAAUCACUCAGUUUCAGUAAACACAAGGAACAGGCCAAAGCAGCCAAUGGAAUCUGAAAAAUGUGUCUCAGCAAAUGAAGUGAAUUCCCCAGUGUCCCCAUACAGCUGGCAGCCACUGGAAAACCAGAAGGAUUCAGUGAAUGAGCAGCAUUGGCCAGAAACACAGCCAGUGAUCUGGCAGAAUGAAGAAAGAAGGAGAAGUAAACAAAUUAGAAAAGAAUAUUUCAAGUAUAAGUCUUCCAGAAAGAGUUCAAGUGGAAAUGAAAAUGAUGAGCAAGACAGUGAUAAUACUAAUGUGUCCCCACAGUCUCCUGUGUCGUCUGAGGAUUAUGAAAGGACAGAUAGUAACACUCAUGGUCCAUUUGGUCUCAAACCAAGGUCAGCUUUCAGCCGUGCCUCACGCCAGGACUAUGGUGCCGUGGAUCCUGGAUUUACAAUGAGGAGGAAAAUGGAACAUUUGAGGGAAGAAAGGGAACAAAUCAGACAGCUUCGCAAUAACCUUGAGUCAAGGUUGAAGGUGAUUUUGCCAGAUGACAUUGGAGCAGCGUUGAUGGAUGGGGUGGUUCUUUGCCAUUUAGCCAAUCACAUAAGGCCACGAUCUGUUGCCAGCAUUCACGUCCCAUCGCCAGCAGUGCCUAAACUCAGUAUGGCAAAGUGCCGAAGAAAUGUUGAAAACUUUCUCGAUGCUUGUAAAAAACUGGGCGUUCCACAGGAGAGACUUUGCCUGCCUCAUCACAUUCUGGAGGAAAGGGGUCUGGUGAAGGUUGGCCUCACAGUUCAAGCUCUGCUUGAAUUGCCGGCAUUGAAAGUAUCUCAGCUCUCCUCUGUGUGACGUGACUUCUUGGAAGCUCGACAACUUCCCAUUUGCUCUGUUGCUAUGGAUUGCUCUGAGGCAGUUCAGCCUCCUAUGUGGGAACACCCAAGCCAUCAAAAACUAAUAUCUGUCCAGAUGCUGUAGAGAGCCUUACUCUGGAGCUGUAUGUGAAAACCUUGGAGUCAGUUCACAGUUGAAAGACCGUAAUUAAUCUUUUUUUUCUUUCGUAAUUGGAUGUACAAAGAGGUUGUGGUAGCAUCAGGUUCUCUUUCUAGUUAAGUUAAAAGCUGCCAUUUGACAUCUGAGUGUUACAGUUAAAUGCUGGAUUCCUGUUUUUACAUCGCAAAUGUUUGAAUUAUUUCAGAAGUACAAAGCACACCCCCCGUCACUUUAAUCUCUCGAGUCAAUCAUUUGAUUUAAAGGUAAGACAAAAAUGUAGCGAUGGUGUGAUGGUAAAAAUGAGCAACUGAUCACUUAUAAUCCCCUUUCACUCUCUGAAAGCUUAAUAUUUGCGUUCUUUAUUUUUUGCACUCCUGAUUGUAACUUACGCACUUCUAACAUUGCCAGUAUUGAGUCUGAGUGUCUGGUGAUUACACAAAGCAGUAUACAAUGGGAAAAGGACACGUUUUAUUGAGUUUUUCCAGUCUUCUAGGUUGGUGCCAAAUAUUUUUUUUUUCAGUUGUACUGUAGAUUGUUUACAUGUGAAGUGCCUGUGUAAUUGAUAAUUCUUAAUAGUCUUAAACAUUUUUGAAAUUUCCUUGUUUAAAAUAGACGAAAUGGAAAUUUUUUAAUAUUUUAAUAGUUUUUUUGUAAAAUCAGUAUGUGAAGAUUUAAGUAAUACUUCACAUUUUUGAUGUUGGGUGUUUUAAGUUUGUUGCACAAUUUACUUGGUUAUUUGUUGUCUAAUAAUUAGAAAAUACUGUAAAUACUUUUUAUUUAUGAUAUUUAAUUUGAUAAUACCUAAUUACUUUUGGUUUAAUGUAUUGUUGGACAAAAAAAAAAAGCUGUCUACUUUUCUUUGUUUGGGACAAACAAAUACAAUGAAUAAGACAUGAGGACUAGUGAUUCAUACAGAGUAAUUUAGGACAUUUUGAUAAAACUGCCAAAAUCUCAGGUUUACGCUGUGAUGUUCAGGAUUUUGUGUAAUAUUGCUCCUGAUCUCACAUUACAUUUUUACAACAGGUAUAUCCAUAAUUUAGUUGGGAAGUAUCAGUGUUUCUCUUUAGUGUUUACUGGGUUUCUUGUGUAAUUUUACACGAGUGUGGCACAGCACUCUGGUCAGUUUGUAGAAAUGUCACUGUGCUGAGACAUGAGAUUUUUCUGCAUAAAUGUGAAAAAGAACAAUUUCCACUGUGGUGGUUUUUCGAAACUUCUGAGUUUACGUGUUUGUUUGCUUCUGCACAAAUUCUUGGUGUUUUGAGAACAUUCUGAAACCAUGCACAGUUGAGAUCUUCUCUAACCAAAUUGCAAAUAAUUCCAUAAAUUUAAUAGGAAAUCUGUUUGUGUUAGUUUGUUCUUCAUGAACAGGUAGCUCAAUUAAAAAAAAAUGUUUUGACUGUCACAGAUUUUCUAUUAUUAUAUUCUAUUUCAAUUAUUAUUUUCUAUUUUCAAUUAUAUAUUUGAUUAUUUUCGAUUGAGGGAUGUGUUUGCCAAGCACUUAACAAGAUUUGAUUCUGUUCUUUCCAAUUGAUCAAGACCCUGUGUAAUACUAUUCAUAAAAGAAUGAUGGAAGAGUAUUGUGUAGUCCUUCUACUGUAGUCCCUAAAGUCAAUAGCUGACAGGAAAAAGAACCUUUUUCUGAUCACAAGUUUAAAAAAAAACUCAACUUAUUUUUAAAUCCAUUAAAACAAACUGGUGUAUGUGUAGUAGUUAAAAACCACUAUUGUUUAUAUAGGGUUUUCUUAAAAUACAGCUCAUGGAGAGGCUGGUGUAUAACUCAAUUUGCAAAGUCCUAGGUGUAAAUCUUAGGUUAGAUAAAUAUGUGUUUAAGGAAACUGGAUUGUUUUGGCCUUUGAAAUAUGGUAUUUCAAAUCUCUCUUAGCUGGUUUUUGAAUCAUUCCUUAAUACUCAUUUUAACAACUUCAAUCUCUGAUUUCAUUAAAGGCAGUAUCUAAAAAGUCAUGCAAAAAAUAAAACUAAAAAGUAAUAUAAUUCACUAAGCAAAAUGCUUGCCUGCUCCAUUUGAAGAACCCAGCCAUUCAAAAAGAGCAAGUUCCUGUCUUUUGUUUCAUUGUUGUUGCUGAUACCAGAGCAAAGUUCUAGUUGUGUGAGCCAUAGAAUUGAGGACUAUAAAUUGUCACUGUCAGUUAUCUGUCUUUAACUGAUCUCCACUAUUUCAUUGUCACAUUUAAAUAAGUUUUCUGAUCUUAAAGUAGCUUUUUUUCUUUCCUGAACUAAUUUUAUAAAGUUACACCACAGUGUAAAAGUUAAGAAUUCUCUCUAUGUAGCAUGCCAGCCACUUUCCUACUUCCUCCUUAUGUUUUUUAAGAAAUUGCUCCAGUGGCACUGGUGAACUACUGUAGUUGCAGAAUCCCUGCUCCAAACAUUUAUAAUGUUUGAGGUGUUUUGUUUAGCAUGUGAUGCCAUUACUAAUACCUGCUACAGCUGAUAGGAUUCUUAAAACCAGAGGCCUCCUCAGUUCCUUUUGCAGUUGCUCAGUUUUUACUUAGGACAUGAAGAAGAGUCAACAUUAAAAGCUUCAGGAAGCUACCUUAAGUUUUCCUGAUAAAUUAAUGGGUUAACAAGGGUGCUUUUGUUAUUGUGAAUGCUCUUCAAAGCUACUGCAAUAAUGUGGUAUGAACUGUAAAUUAGAGAGUGAAUCAACACAGUGACAGGGCUUCUGGCCUGGUGUAUUUUGUCUGUGUUUUAUGUCAUUGGAUGCAGUAUGUCACAUAUGAAUGAUCUUUCAUUUAAGCAAUAAUGUCCCAGAUAUGGUGAGAUCUUAAAGCAGUGACAUUUGUUGUUGUGAAGUGGGUGACUUCCCACACAGUAUGUCGGAGAUGUUUCCCAUCUAUUCUCUGACACUGCUGCUCCAGUGUCCCAGCUGGGGGUGCAGGAAACCAUCCAUACCCACCUAUCUGGAGGCCUUCCAAAAUUUAGCCAAGAACUAUGAUCAUAAAUAUGGAGGAAUUCAUUUGAAACAAUGAAUAACUAUGACAUGAGUCAUAAGAAUUAUUUUUUUUUUUUUUUUCAAUCCUAGCCUUACUGAACUCCAGGCAACUUUUAGCCUUGACCUCAGUAAAGACUUUCACCUUUUUCAUUUAUGGAACACCUGAGCUGGAGCCCAUAGCAAACAUGGCUUAAACUUGUUUGACAUGAGCAAACUUCAGUGUCAAAUUCUUAACUAAAAAUAGUGAUGUCUGGUAAGUCGAAGGAAUCUGUAAAAUGUUACACUGAUUUAUUUUCUUUAAUACAAAUUUUCUGGUAUGCCAAAUACAGUACUUAGAUGAUAGGAAAAAUUACAUUGAAUCAGAGCUUUCAUCCAAUGGGAAACUGUGUUACCUUGGUAAAAUUGUAGGUGAGGACAACUGAUGGUUGUCACUGCACUAAAAACUUUACUUCAAAUAUCAUUUAGUGGUAGUUUCCUCAGAUUUUUGACAUAAAUCUGUCACCAAAUUCAAACAAAACUGGACACAUCUGUUUUCACUAGAACAGAACUUCCAUGUGUCUUGGUAUUGAAGAGAAGCAAGAAGGUCUGGCACUUCUUCCUUCUGCUGGUUCCUUAAAUGCUUGUUUGAAAGGGAGCUGAUCCAACUGAUUUCAACAGAAAGCAACCUGAGGGUGUUUGUGGCACUUCCUGCAGACAGGAGAUGUGGUUUUGUAUUGGCAAAUGAAAUCUCUCUGCUUCCUCAAUAAAUGAGGUUAAUGUCUGUGUUUCUUUCAUGAGGAUCUCUUACUUGAAAAGCAAAAGCAAACAGAACACCACCCCAACAUACCAAAACUGGGAUUAAAACAAAAAGAGUUCAUUCAGACCAGGAAUGGGAAAGGCAAAGUGUAGUUGGCCAAGGACAUAACUCACGUUGUGCUCUCAUGUGAGGGAAUGAAAACAGUGUUACUGGGUUUGUUCCGUACUCAGCACACCGGGAUAUGUGUAAUUCAUUUACAGAGGGAAAGGUGGAGUGUGUGUUUUUAAUGAGGAAUUUUAUGGUACAGAUUCAUUUUGUGAAAUAAAUGUGAAGAUAAAUUAUUCCCUUCCUGUGAAGAAAGUUUCUGCUGAUCUUCACUAUUAAGAGAGAGAGUAUAUGUGAUUAACUAAAUUUUAGUUUAAAACUGCACAGGAGCAGUUCUGGCUCUUGUGUUUCUUACAUAAUAAAUUGCCACUUGCUUUAUUUGUCUUUUAAAUAUUUCACGUAUUACAAUUUGACAGCAUCUUAAAAUUGUGGUUAUAUGAAGUAUUUGUUUCCUGACUGGUUUUGAUUAUUUUUUUUUUAGUGUGAGAGGCAAAGGGAGGCAGAAUUGCUGUAAGAUGCAUGGAAGGAAUACAAGUUAUCAUAAAAUCCUACGAUCAGGCAUUUUUAGUUCAAAUGUUUUAUAGCUGACUACAUUUUCAAAGAAGAAUUUUCAGUGUGUUUUUUACAUACACAUAUGAGAAUCCUACUCUUCAAAUAAGCAAAAACCAAAAAGUUUUCCCAUGAUUACUGUAGUAUCUUAGCAGAUUCUAAAGGAGAAGGAUAGCUCAGACUGACAGCAAAUUUAGUUGUUUUGGGUAACUUUUCAUUUUGGCAGUGUUAAGUUUGCAGUUGAACUUGAUUGGUUCAAAGGUGUUUUCCAACUUAGACAAGUCUGUGAUUGUAAGACUUCAAUGAGACCAGAACUUCCCUCAAAAAAUAGUUUUAUAACUCAGCUACAGCAUUAAGUCAGUCAUUUAAAGUGAAUUCUUGGCACUGAUGAGGAUUUCCUCACUUCUUCCAAAAUUGUGUGAAAUAAGGCAAACCAAACUUUUUUCCCCCCAAUAAUUUUAUGGAGGCAGAUGGUAAAAUAUUGAGAAAUGCCACAAGGAUACUUUUUUGCUCUGUUCCAUUUUUAAAAUGAAUGAACCAGUGAAAUAUUUCCCAAAUGACUAUAUUUGUGUAGGGUCUGGUUGUGCCAUAGCUGCUGUGGGAACUCCCAGUAACUGUUCAAUACUGAUGUGCAUCCUGGAGCAUGUGCAAGGCUGUGCUCUUCACAUGCAGAUGUUGAUCCAGUUGUGCAGCCAUGGGAAUUCCUGGCUGUGGCAGCAGCAGUAAUGCCAGGCUGGGAUUCCCAGGAAGGGCAUACAGAGGUGUAUUGCAAAAGGGUUGUUUGGUGGAAUACAUUGGGAAUAAUGUGAAUACUUUUGACUAUUAUAUAAUGUCUAGAACAAGGAAAAUGUGAUCGAUUUACAGUUACCAUUCAGUUGGUAUUCAGUUAUUUUACUUUGUAACUUGUGGUUAUAAAACUCGGAAAAUGCAGUGUAACCAAAUGGUCAAUAUGUAAAUGUGUGCAGGACGUGGCAGAAGUUCUGAGGCACAGCUGGAGAGUGAUCAUUUAAAAAUACAUGCUCAAAUUGUGUAUAUACUUGGAAAAUUUUUGAUAGUGCAUUUCAAUUUGGUUUGCAUUUCAUGUUCUUGUAAAGUGCAUCUUCCACACUUCUGAAGAUUGUCUACUUGUACUAUACUGUAUUAAGCCUUUUUUUCAGGAUUUCCAUUAUUGCUGGAGCUUCCAACAUACAUGUUUCUUUUGAAAAAUGUUCUUACUCUUACUUUUUUUGUAAAUAGUGUUUUGUAUUAAAUUUGCAUGGAUAAAACCCACACUUCCAAAACCAGUGUACAUACGCUGUGUAUAAAGUACGAACUGUUUCAUAACUUCCAUGUAGUCAAGUUAUUCAAUUUGAUUUCACUUCAGGUUUUAUAUAUUUGUAGUAAAUAAUGAGAAUCUGUUGUAUGCUCUCUCAAA